This is a messenger RNA of Mytilinidion resinicola, 938 nucleotides long. Its product is annotated as NAD(P)-binding protein. Lineage: Eukaryota; Fungi; Ascomycota; Dothideomycetes; Mytilinidiales; Mytilinidiaceae. The record is from RefSeq and is a predicted model, not a curated record. The transcript has 3 exons. The coding region runs from base 21 to 938 and encodes 305 amino acids.
AUACAACCAAAGUGCACAUCAUGGCCUCUCCCUCCGUCAUCCUCAUCGGUGCAAGCGGCUGGCUCGGCAACUACGUCUCCCUCGAAUUCCUCCGCAACCGCUCUAGCUUCACCCGCCUUGCCAUUCUCACCGAAGAACACAAACGCCACAAGUUCGCAGACGUGGAAGCUAAAGGCUUCGAACUCAUCAUCGGGUCCUAUACCGAUGCUGCCUCAUUCAAAGGUUUCGACACCGUCAUCUCCCUUCUCGGCAACCUCGUCAUGAAAGACCAACCCGCCAUCAUCGACGCCGCCAUCGCCGCGGGAGUCACGGAAUUCUACCCCUCCGAGUACGGCAGCGACGGCCACCAAGGCGAGUUCCUCAGCAACGGCUACUGGCGCGAGAAACAGCGCACGGUGGCGCACCUGCGCGCCGUGGUCCCACAGCACGCGAGCUUCAACUACAGCGUCGUGAUGACGGGCCACUUUGUCGAGUUCGCGCUGAUGCCGCUGUUUGGCGUUGAUAUCGCGAAGCACACGUUUGAGUUGUAUGGCAGCCCGGGGAGGGCGGGCGAGUGGACGUCCGCGAGGGAUGCCGCGAAGUAUAUUGUGCAGUCUACGCUCCUCCCGAAGAGCGAGAGCAGGGAGCGCUGGUUCCGCGUCCCGGGGGGGUUGUAUACUUGGCGGGAGGUGAUUGCGACGCUGGAGAAGGUGCAGGGGGUGAAGUAUACGUGUACGUAUUUGUCGCAGCAGGAGGCGGUCGAUAAGGCCGAGGCGUGUAGGAAGGCGGGGGAUGUGGAUGGGGAGUUGGCUUUUUUGUUGAAGAAAAAUUUGGGGGAGCUGGGUGUGGUGGGGGUGCCGCAGCCGUGGGAUAAUGAGGUGUUUGGGUUUGAGCCAGAGGGGUUCGAGCAGGCGGUGAGGAGGAUUUUGGAGGAGAGGAGCGAGGGGCUGCAGGAGUGA